UGAGAGAGCAUGGGACGUGCUACUGUUACCUGUAAUGCAGUUGUUCCCGAACUUCUUAACCGACAUAACUAUGAACACUGGAGUUCUCGAGUCGGGACAUACUUGGUGGCCAAAGACCUUUGGGAUGUGGUCAAAGGGAAACGUCCUACACCAAGUACUGAAGCUGAAAACAAGGCGUGGAUGAAGAAGAAUGCCAAGGCUUUACAUGCGAUUAACAAUUCGUGCGAGACUGAGAUAUUUCCUCUUAUCAGUAAGAUUGACACGGCCAUGGAAGCAAGGAAGGUUUUGGAGAAAGAGUUCUUCAAGUCAGAAAUAGAAGAAACAGCUGGCGAGAACAAUGCCAACAACUUUGACCGCUAUGCUCCGUUCUUCGAUUACGUCAUGCGUGAUGAUUGGGACAAUGCAAAGGAGUGUCUCUUCGGACUUGAAUCAGAUGCCGGCAACGCAUUAAGAGCAACAAGCCCAUAUUAUCAAAGCACAGCUCUUCACGUAGCAGCAUCGAAUGGGCAUGUGCAUAUUGUGAAAGAAUUGGUGCAGCUAAUGACACCGGAAGAUUUGGAAAUCAAAGACCGCAUUGGUGCCACACCUUUGGGUGCCCUUGCCAAAACGUGCAAGGUCGAAAGAAAAGCGAUCGAGAUGGCAAAAUACAUAGUUGAAAAGAACUACAGAUUAGUUUGGAUCCCUGUUACUUUUAGUAAUAGGAUUCCAGUUGUGGAGGCUUGUUCUUGGAGCAAAUGGGAAUUGGGUCGAUAUCUCUAUUCAGUCACUCCAAUACAGGUUUUAACGCCACAGUACGGUCCCCAUGGCUCUGGUCUUGUAUGCUUAUGUCUUCACCGUCUGAAAAUGUUGGAUAUUGCAUGGGACUUGCUUCAACGUUGCCCAACCUUGGCCAUAGGAGAACCCAUGCUAACAUUGGCGGGAACACGCUCAGCAUUUUUAAGUGGAGCACCACUCACACGCUGGCAAAAAUGGAUUUACAACCGUUUUCCAGGGAUCAGAGUGUUGCUAUCAAUUGAAGUGCUGGGAUGGGCUCCUGUUACCAGGAAGUAAUUUACAACACGAGGUUACUCUUCCUCUUUCCCAUUUGAAUUUGGCACCAAUUCUCUUCCUCUUAGCCAUGGGCGGGGGCUUCCGUCAUCAACAACGGCAUUCACAUUCCCCUGAAAUUUGACUCAGACCUUCCUAGGAUUUCAUCACGAUCCCCAGCCCCAAAAUGGAGUAGGCCUCACUGUCACCAUCUUGUUCUUCACCACCGCACAGGUGGUGGCCAUGGUCGACAGUCUGCCAAUUGUGUGUUCUAGAGCAACUGAGCAGGACGAUGAUGUAUCCACUUCAGAGCCAACUUGAAUUUGUUGUUCUAAUCUAAAGGACAGAAGAUCCCAGCUACCCAGCAAAAGGUUUUUUAAAUUGAGCAUGCAGUCAAGGGAUGUGAAAGACAUACUGCUAUGGCACUUGGUUCUACACGCUUCAAUUGAAGUGGUAUGCUUAUCGUUUAAAGGAAAAGCUCUCAUGCAUCAGCCUUCUCUGCACACAUUUUCCAGAGAUAUCCUAAGUACUUGCCAUCUGUGACAUGGGCAUUUCUUCGAAUGUGUGCUUACGACCUGGCUUCUCUUCUGCUAUAACAAGGAUCUCACAUGAGGGUAGAUGAAAGCUCCCACCUUAUGGCUUACACAAACGAACAAGUGUGUUUCUGUGAGGUUGCAUGAUUAAUCAUAGACACACUUUUGUGAGACGAGGCUUUGCUGAGCAAAGAGGGAGAUGAAGUUUGAAUACAAUUGUUUUGUUUUUAGUCGAAUGUUCUUUUUACU
Messenger RNA from Rosa chinensis, 1808 nucleotides. RefSeq lists its product as uncharacterized. Gene Ontology annotation, molecular function: protein binding. The transcript is spliced from 9 exons. Bases 10 to 1050 code for a protein of 346 amino acids. The record is from RefSeq and is a predicted model, not a curated record. Lineage: Eukaryota; Viridiplantae; Streptophyta; Magnoliopsida; Rosales; Rosaceae.